CUCAUCCUCAGACCAGAGAAGAAUCUGGCCUUGCCUUCAUACGUGGAGAUUUAAAUCUGUGUUUGGGAUUACCAAAAGAAGUGAACCCAAUCUAAAGUCUGGCAGCACAAAGUUAAGACUAGACUAGGUAUCCUGUGGAUGAUGGGUGAAGAGCAGAAAAAGACGAACACUCAUAAUGGAGUCUCAGGGGCCCUUGAAGUCAAAAAGCAUGAUCAACCAAAAGCAGCAGCUCUCCGGCAGAAUGUGGGUCUCAUAAGUGGCAUCAGUCUGAUCGUGGGAACAAUGAUCGGCUCAGGGAUCUUCAUUUCUCCCAAAGCGGUUCUAGAGGGAACUGGAGCAGUGGGUCCAUGUCUGUGUGUGUGGGCUGCGUGUGGAGUGCUGGCUACACUGGGGGCCCUCUGCUAUGCUGAACUAGGUACAAUGAUCACUAGGUCUGGUGGAGAGUAUCCAUAUCUAAUGGAGGGUUUUGGACAAUUGCUUGCAUACCUAUACUCCUGGACCACAAUUAUUGUGUUAAAGCCUUCGUCGUUUGCCAUCAUUUCCCUGAGCUGUGCAGAGUACGCCUCCACACCAUUUUACCCAGGAUGUACCCCUCCUCAAGUUAUCACCAAAUGCCUGGCUGCAGCUUGUAUCUUAUUAAUUACACUUGUGAACUGUUUGAGUGUGAAGCUGGCCUCUAGAGUGCAAAACUUCUUCACAGCAGCUAAACUCUUGAUAAUCAUCGUCUUAGUGGUUGCAGGCAUUGUUCUGCUGGCUCAAGGGAAUACACAGAACCUUAGAGACCCAUUUGCAGGUGGAACAACAUCAUUUGGAGCAAUUGGCCUUGCUUUUUACAACGGUCUCUGGGCUUAUGAUGGCUGGAAUCAGCUCAACUUCAUAACAGAAGAGCUGAAAAAUCCCUACAGAAACCUUCCCCUGGCAAUCAUUAUUGGAAUUCCCCUGGUUACUGUGUGCUAUAUACUUGUCAACAUUGCAUAUUUCAGUGUAAUGACACCAGUUGAACUUCUACAGUCUUCUGCCGUUGCUGUGACUUUUGGUGAUAGAGUGCUGUACCCAUUUUCAUGGAUUGUGCCUUUAUUUGUGGUCUUUUCCACUUUUGGUGCAGCCAAUGGGAGCUGUUUCACCUCAGGCAGAUUGACAUAUGUGGCAGGACGGGAAGGUCACAUGGUUAGGAUCUUGUCAUACAUCAGUGUGAAACGUUACACACCCGCACCAGCGCUUAUAUUUAACGGCAUCCUGUCAAUCAUCUACAUCAUCCCAGCAGACAUAAACACUCUCAUCAAUUACUUCAGUUUUGCUCAGUGGACUUUUUAUGGGCUCACAUGCCUCGCACUGAUUGUUAUGCGAUUCACUAGAAAGGAGCUGCACAGACCUGUAAAGGUUCCUUUAAUCAUCCCUAUUGUAGUGGUGAUUGUGUCCUGUUACCUGGUGCUUGCUCCUAUCAUAGACAAGCCUGAGUUGGAGUACCUGUACUGCACAGUGUUCAUAGUGAGCGGUCUUCUCUUAUAUGUACCCUUCAUUUACUACAAAUUCAACUGGACCCGUCGCAUCAUGAGGCCACUUACAAUGCACCUUCAGCUGCUACUGGAAGUGGUCCCACCUGAGAAGAUUGAUUGAUAUCAAACUGCAGGGUAGACACAGAUGUGAUAAAUGGACAAAUGACUGAUCCAUGGACAUGUUGGUAAAGGAUUCUUAAAGGGAACAUGUCUACAGUACAUACUGACACACAAACAUACACAUUUGUAUAAAAAUACAUACAGUAUGUAUAUAUACAUGUUUUUUAAUAUAAUUCCUACUGCCAGGCUGUAUUUAAAUACAAUACAUCAGAAGUCUUUACUGGGUAGCAGGGAUAUGUUUUUACUUUAAAGAAUAACACUUUCAUAAAUGCUGGUAAAUUCCAGACUAAAAGUUACAGUUUAUCUAACUUAUAAUUGUGUUACUGUGAGAAAGUUUGUUGUACAGUCUGAAAAUGAUAUAUGAUGAUAUUUUUUCAAGUUUAUGAAAAGUGAAUUAAUUAUCUAAAAUAAAACAAUAUUUUCACUGAAUGUUAAACAUAUUUUCAAAUUGAAAUGUACCAUUCUGACAGUCCAAUGGCCCUAACUUCUGUCAUGUGCAAACUAAUAGAAAGGGUCUGAGUGAUUCCUGCUAUUCCUUGAUAAUCUGGGUCUUCAGAAGUUCAUCAGAGUGACUUAUGGAGAGCCAAUUGAAAUGAGGAUACAUUUCUAGCAUUAGAACCUGACAUUUGGAAAUUGCAAGUAAAUAAAGAAAUUAUUUGAGGUUAUGAAAAGAACUACUCUAGAAACCAUGAUCAAGAGUAGAGGAGAGGAUGUAUUGGUUCAGGCCAGGGUCAGAAUUUUUCAAAAACUCAACUGUUAAAAGGAAUUCUGGUCCAUGCUAGAACGAAAUUCAGAAAUAUUUUAUUUGGAACUGUAACUUAAUAAUAAUAAAAAUAAAAAUCUAUGUUAUAUGCUUCUGCGUUAUUUUCAACUUUAGAAAUUGUUUAAUUGCGGAAUCCCUGGUGAAGAACUCCCCUACCCAUGAUCCUGACUAGAAACAACAACCAGUCAGAGAUUCACAGCAAACAAAGCUGGCCAAACAAGCGCUGCAGCAACCUCCCACUCACAUGACAUCCUUUGAAUGACGCACUGUCCUACACUCUCAAACUACUUAUAUAUAUAUAUAUAUAUAUAUGUAAAUAUCUGAAUAUUUUGCAAUAACAUUUAAAUAUACUGUUUCUAUACAUAUAAUUAACAAUUUUAAAUUAAUAGUUAUAUAUUAUUCAUUGGAUUGUAGUUUAUGCCCUCAUGAAACACGGUCUUUUUGUCUGAUUUUCAAAUACUUUUUUGCUUCAAAUUAAAGUUUGUAAUGGCAUGAUUCACCUCGGGCUGGUUGGUUUUAUUCAUGGCUUACAACUCUUUUAUGAAGGAUUUUAUGAUAUGCCUAUGGAAGAAUUUAUAGAAAAAAUACAUCCGGAACCCAGACAUCUGAAAAAGUAAACCGCGCUUCCGGGUUAUUUCAAGCUGCAGAUUUCAAUGGUGGAAAUAGGC
Messenger RNA from Myxocyprinus asiaticus (Chinese sucker), 3047 nucleotides. Its product is annotated as b(0,+)-type amino acid transporter 1-like. Gene Ontology annotation, biological process: amino acid transmembrane transport. Gene Ontology annotation, cellular component: membrane. The record is from RefSeq and is a predicted model, not a curated record. The coding region runs from base 139 to 1617 and encodes 492 amino acids. The transcript is spliced from 13 exons. Gene Ontology annotation, molecular function: L-amino acid transmembrane transporter activity. Lineage: Eukaryota; Metazoa; Chordata; Actinopteri; Cypriniformes; Catostomidae.